ACCAGUUUAUAUCAUCUAUUGUUUAGCAGAAGAUAUUUGAUUGCACCAGACGAUUAUUCUUUAUGCCUGGUGUUAAACAAUUGCUUUUUAGAGAAAACCUUUAAUCAAAGAAUUUUUAAAAUAAAGAGUUAUUCAAUUGAGCUAAUUAGAACGAUGGAAGAUGUGUCAUUCGAAAGUGUUGGAACUGGUGCCUUAGCAAUGCCUUUGGCAUUUUCUGCGGCAGGAUGGCUAAUAAGUUUGAUACUUAUAGUAAUUUUGGGACUGAUGAGUUACGUGACUGUAACAUUCGUUGUUGAAAGUAUGGCUUGCGCAAAUGCCAUAAUUAAGAAUAGAGAAGAGGAGUCAAAUAGUAAAAUUGAAUGCACGGAUGAGAGAAGUCCACUCCUUCAAGACGGUAGCAUCAACGAAUCAGAGAAUAGCGAUAAAUUGUAUGAUAUUACAAGAAGGGUAGAGAUGGGGCAGAUGGCAAGAUUAUUUUUUAAUAAGCUUGGGCUCAAUUUAUUCUAUAUUUGUUUGGCAAUAUAUUUAUACGGAGAUUUAGCUAUCUACGCCGUUGCAGUUCCAAAAUCUCUAAGAGAUGUAAUUUGUACAUACGAGCCUGGAAAUAUGACAAACAGCUUCCUAUCAAAUUCUAGUCAAAAUGAAUCGUGCAGAAAUCCCGAUGAUUACGACCUCUGUUGGGAAAACGUAAAAACUGUAAAUAGAGUAAACGCUUAUAGGAUAUGUUUGACUAUAUUCACCAUUCUAUUGGGACCUUUCGUCUUCUUCAAUGUGCAAAAAACAAAAUAUUUACAAAUUUUAACGACGGGAUUAAGAUGGUUUUCGGCUAUUUUGCCGCCCAUCUGCGUCGCCUACGGAACUGACAAUGUGGAGUUUCUCGUUGGAAUAACGGGAUCUUAUGCCGGAGCGGGAAUUCAGUAUGUUAUUCCCGCCGCGCUCGUCAUUUACGCCAGAAGAAGGACGUGUUAUAAAUUCGGUACAGUGUUGACAAACAAGUAUAAAAGUCCUUUCGGCAGCCGCUACUGGGUGUAUUUAGUGUUCGCUUGGGCUGUUUUAUGUAUCGUUUUCGUUACAGUUAAUCACAUUAUAACGAGAUCUUAG
Molecule: messenger RNA, 1101 nt
Organism: Dimorphilus gyrociliatus
Lineage: Eukaryota; Metazoa; Annelida; Polychaeta; Dinophilidae
Source: the annotation of a GenBank genome assembly